AUGUUGUUCUGUCGAAGAUUUGCGAGGCUGGUUCGAGUCCCUCAGUGUUAUUCUUCUUCGAAGCUGUUACUAAAGCUAGUUGAGGUUGGACCACGGGAUGGUUUGCAAAAUGAAAUCUCUAUUAUACCGACGGAAAUCAAGGUGUCCCUGAUAAACCAAUUGACUGAGGCUGGCUUGCAAUUCGUUGAAGUGUCCAGUUUUGUAAACCCAAAGUGGGUACCGCAGCUGGCCGAUGCACUUCAAGUAUUCAGACAGAUUAAACGUUGUAGUCUAACACGAUAUUCAGCUCUGGUUCCGAAUAUUCAGGGUUUUAUGGAUGCGCUCGAGGCGAAGCCCGAUGAGGUAGCCGUCUUCACGGCUGCCUCUGAAACUUUUGCAAAACGAAACAUUAAUUGUUCCAUUGAUGAAAGUAUAAAACGUUUUGAUGAGGUUUUGCAUUUAGCUAAAAGCCAGGCAAUCCCCGUUCGGGGUUAUGUGUCGUGUGCUCUGGGUUGUCCAUAUGAGGGGUCCGUUUCUCCGGAUGAGGUCGCCCGAGUUGCAGAGCUAUUGUGGAAUAUCGGAUGCUAUGAAAUAUCUCUGGGUGACACUGUUGGAAGAGGCACUCCUGAGAGCAUGAAUCGGUUACUGACGGUUAUGCUUACUCAGGGAGGUGCUUGCCCACGUGAAGCAGUCGCUGUGCAUUGCCACGAUACAGGAGGAAAUGCUCUGGCCAACAUCGGUGUUGCUUUGGAUCACCACGGCAUAAGGGUGGUCGAUUCUGCGAUCGGUGGCCUCGGAGGGUGUCCGUACGCUGGGCCGGAUGCUCCUGGAAAUGUAGCGACUGAGGCUGUAGUGCGGUAUGUGCUGGACAAAGGUUACAUUUUGUCAUCUAACCUAAAACUGGAACAGUUAAUCGCCACUGGUGUAUGGAUCCGCUCAAAGCUCCAAAAAUCAUCAUGGUCUUCCAAUUGA
Molecule: messenger RNA, 951 nt
Organism: Fasciola hepatica (liver fluke)
Lineage: Eukaryota; Metazoa; Platyhelminthes; Trematoda; Plagiorchiida; Fasciolidae
Source: the annotation of a GenBank genome assembly